Molecule: messenger RNA, 1308 nt
Organism: Megalobrama amblycephala (Wuchang bream)
Lineage: Eukaryota; Metazoa; Chordata; Actinopteri; Cypriniformes; Xenocyprididae
Gene: rab43
Product: RAB43, member RAS oncogene family
Exons: 3
Coding region: 149-775 (208 amino acids)
Cellular component (GO): trans-Golgi network
Molecular function (GO): GTP binding; GTPase activity
Source: RefSeq, a predicted model, not a curated record
AGGCGCGGCACCGAGACACCUAAAGCGCGCCGCUGAUGUUCGGGAGCUCUUCCGCGUUGGCGCGCGUGCAGGUGCCGUGUGUUUCUCCACGUCAAUAAGCGGAGGAUCCGUGAGCUCGAGCUGAUAGUUGAGCUCUCACAGCACAGAUAUGUCAUUGCUGGACUCUGAUGACAGCUACGAUCUAGUCUUCAAAAUAGUUCUGGUUGGAGAUGUCGGUGUCGGCAAAACGUGUGUGGUUCAGCGAUUCAAGACCGGUAUAUUCAUGGAAAAACAAGGGAACACGAUCGGCGUGGAUUUUACCAUGAAAACACUGGAAAUACAUGGGAAAAGGGUGAAGUUACAGAUUUGGGAUACAGCCGGGCAGGAACGCUUUCGCACAAUCACACAGAGUUACUACCGCAGCGCCAAUGGUGCCAUCAUCACUUAUGACAUCACAAAGAAGGCCACUUUUAUGUCUGUGCCCAAGUGGAUGGAGGAUGUGAAGAAAUACGGUGGUUCCAACAUUGUUCCUCUAUUAAUCGGUAAUAAAUCAGACUUGACUGACCAGCGUGAGGUUUCGUUUGAGGAUGCGCAGACCAUGGCUCAUCAACUGGACUUUAUUAGUGCCAUCGAGACUUCAGCCAAGGACUCUAAUAAUGUGGAAGAGGCGUUUAACAAAAUGGCCAGUGAGCUCAUCCUCCGACAUGGCGGGCCCAUGUUCACUGAAAACGUGACGGACAGCUUUAAACUGAACAGCAAGGAUGUGACCAAUGCGGGCUGGGGGUGUGGGUGUUGAUGACUGUGCUUUCAGAAAGCAAUAAAAGCUUCGGUUCUUACCACUCGCUCACUUCUAUAAAUUGAGUUCUGUCAGGCAGACAGGUGCUGCGUUUGAUAGAGGAGGUUUCGAGGCCCACAAAACAGCACCAUUGAUUUUUUUUUUUUUUUUUUUUUCUCUUCUAAACCUAUAGUUGAACUUAACUGUGAAGAUGUUGGGUGGAGACUAUUUUGAGUGCCAAGGGCAAAAUUCUGACACAUUUCAAAAUUGUAACCAUGUAAUUUUCUUUAGAUAAAUGAAUUCUAACAAACAAUGUGUCUGUUCACACUGAACUCAAAACUACUGUGCGAAACAAUCAGAACGUGUGCAGCAAGACUUUGGACCAAUGACAUUUCAGAAUGGGCGGGGCUACUAGUGCAACACUUCAGAAAUAGAAUCUGAGCUGCUGAUGACACGUUAUGUUAGCCUGACUUCGUCAUACUCAUAUUCUAGGCAGAAUGUGAGUCUGAUACUGCUCCAUUGCACUUGAAUUAUGGGGCGUGUCUUAACCGAAC